This is a messenger RNA of Rhagoletis zephyria (snowberry fruit fly), 1881 nucleotides long. The record is from RefSeq and is a predicted model, not a curated record. Lineage: Eukaryota; Metazoa; Arthropoda; Insecta; Diptera; Tephritidae.
AUGCCAAACAGCAUCGACUUUCCCGUGCUGAUGUGCAUGCUCUGGGCGCCCCGGGUGGAGUUACGCGUCAAUAAGCUGCUCUCAGAGCGGACCUACGGUCUGCCUGAGGAGCUCUGCGGCGCCCUCUGCGGCGUCGGCUUUGACCCGUCCACGGGCGUCUCCUACGACCCUGACACCGACAUGGAGCUGCUCUUUGACUCGAGCGUCACCGCACAGGACAUUGAGCUGCUCAAUCUGCUGCGCUACCAGGUGAGCCAGUUCUUCAAGGCGAAACACCAGCACAUCACCAGCACGCCACCACAGUGGACGUCCAUCGGGUCGGUGUCCACAUCUUUGCGGGCUCUCGUACGAAGGAAAACUACAGUAGCUGCUGCCUCUGCAAAUAGCGAUGCACUCAAGACAACAACAUUAUCUAAAUCACCUGAGGGUUUUCCGACGCCCGUCUUUUCACAAGUUACCAACGAUGACAAUGAAACCAAAGUCACCACGCUCAAGAACGGAUUGCGCGUUGCUUCGCAAAACAAGUUCGGCCAGUUCUGCACGGUUGGUGUGGUGAUUGACUCUGGGUCGCGCUUUGAGGCAAAGCACUUUCCGGGAACUUCACAUUUUCUCGAGAAGAUGGCUUACAACUCAACGGUGGAGUUUGAGAGCAAAGACUCCAUCAUGCAGGUACUGGAAAAGUACGGCGGAAUCUGUGAUUGCCAAGGUUCGCGCGAUACGAUGAUCUACGCCGCAAGCAUUCACUCAAAAGGCCUUCCAUCGGCUGUUCACCUACUGUCUGAAGCCGUUCUACGGCCACAUUUGCGUGCAGAUGAAGUGGACUUUGCGCGGCAGAUGAUUGAGUUUGAGCUUGAAGAUUUGGAAAUGCGACCUGACCCUGAACCAAUACUCUUUGAGAUGAUUCACAGUGCCGCGUAUCGAUCAAACACGCUGGGAUUGCCGAGGUUCUGCAACAAGGAGUCGGUGAACUUGAUUCAGCCCAGUGACCUCUUCAACUACAUCAGCACCUACCACCGACCUGAGCGAAUGGUCGUGGCCGGAGUGGGCGUCGACCAUCAACACCUCGUUGACCUUGCCCAGCAGUACUUUGUCGAGAAGCAGCCAAUCUGGACAUCAAGUCAGGAUAUUGCCUCAAAACUAAAGUCUGACAACAAGGCCGACAACUCCAUUUCGCAAUACACCGGAGGCAUAAAGACCGUCACAAAGGACCUGUCGAACGUCAGUCUAGGACCGACGCCGAUGCCUGAGCUGGCGCACUUUGUGAUUGGCCUCGAGUCAGUGUCGCACCAGGAGCUGGACAACUUUGUGCCCAUUUGUGUGCUGAACAUGCUGAUGGGCGGCGGUGGCUCAUUUUCCGCUGGCGGCCCUGGAAAGGGCAUGUACACGAGGCUGUACACUCGAGUGCUCAACCUCUACCAUUGGAUGUUCAGUGCCACUGCCCUCAAUCACUCCUACCAGGACUCGGGUCUGUUCUGCAUUCAGGCGUCAGCUCACCCAAACCAACUGCGUGAGCUGGUCAAUGUGAUCAUCUCCGAGACAGUGGCCAUGAGCCAGGGCGUCGGAGCAGAGGAGCUGAAUCGGGCAAAGAAGCAGCUCAAGUCAAUGCUCCUCAUGAACCUCGAGGCGCGACCGGUCAUGUUUGAGGACAUUGGCCGACAGGUACUGUCCAGUGGCCAGCGAAGACCGCCGCAGUUUUUCAUUGACCGCAUCGACAAGGUGACCCCUGAUGAUAUUGUUCGUGUCGCCCGAGAGAUGCUGCGCAGUCGUGCCUCAGUGGCCGGACUGGGUGAUUUGCGCCAGCUGCCGACGCUGGAGGAGAUUGAGAGCGCCCUGCAGAGCAAGGACGGUAAAAUUCCAAAGCGCUUCAACUUGUUCCGGUAA